AUGACUGUUAGAAACAGCCACUGGGUAGCACUUUUUUCUCAAUUAUUCGUUUUAUCUGCAAGUGUGGUUUUGUUUAUGAUUCCAAUUUAUCUACUCUGGAGUCACAUUACUUAUGAACAAAAUCAUUUAUCUAAUUAUAAGCCUCACGUGGUAGCUUUAAUAUUAGCUCGAGGUGGUAGUAAAGGAAUACCAAGAAAAAAUUUAGCUGUAAUACAAAACACUACACUUCUCCGAAGAUCUUUAGACACUAUUAAUGAUUGUGGAUUGUUCCACGAUGUAUGGGUAUCAACAGAUGAUAAAGAAAUUGCUGCUGAAGCUGAAUUAGCCGGUGCUAAAGUUUUUCACCGUAGUGCAGAAACUGCUUCGGAUGAAGCAACAUCACUUAGUGCUGUUAAAGAGUUUAGCAUGUACCAUCAAAAAGUGGAUAUUUUUGCUAUCAUUCAGUGUACCUCACCAUUUAUGACUGCUGAGUAUCUGACUAGAGCAUAUAAAAUGGCAGUUAAUCAGAAAUUUGAAUCUGUGUUUUCUGUAACGCGAACCCAUAAACUCCGCUGGAAACUAGAUUCUGAAGGUCAACUGCAACCAUCAAAUUUUGAUGUUACCAAAAGACCAAGAAGACAAGACUGGGAUGGAGAAUAUGUGGAAAAUGGCAUGUUUUAUUUUACAUACAAGAACCUAAUUGUAAAUAAUAAGCUUCAAGGAGGAAAGUUGGGAGUAGUUGUGAUACCAAUAAAUCGAAGUUUAGAAAUUGACACACAAUUUGAUUUGCAGGCUGCUCGACUUUUAGCUCCAUUACUAGAUAAACCUAAAAAUUUAACUAAUAGAACUAAUGAAAUGAUUAAAAAGUCAUAA
Macrosiphum euphorbiae (potato aphid) is the source of this 852-nucleotide messenger RNA. NCBI's taxonomy places the organism in Eukaryota, Metazoa, Arthropoda, Insecta, Hemiptera, Aphididae. The record is from the annotation of a GenBank genome assembly.